This is a messenger RNA of Clonostachys rhizophaga, 621 nucleotides long. NCBI's taxonomy places the organism in Eukaryota, Fungi, Ascomycota, Sordariomycetes, Hypocreales, Bionectriaceae. The record is from the annotation of a GenBank genome assembly.
AUGAACUCAAUCAAGAACAUCGCUUUUUUCGGCCUCAUGGGAGGUGCUCUGGCAAUUCCCAAGCCCGCGACCAGCCAAAGCCACACCAAGAUCAACUACCCAACCGACGUUGGCUGCGGUGAAGUUAAUGUCUUCUACACUGGAUUUCCGGCCCACCAUCAAAUGGUUAUCGACCAAGGAUACAAUGUUACUGCGGUUGAUAUCUCACUUCGUAACGAAGCUGCCAACCUCGUCAAGGCUGGGUUCAAUGUCUACGUCCUCUUCCAGGGCCCUGACCAGCCCGUAUCCAACAUCGCCGACCGUAUGGCGGGAACCCAAUGGGGCAUUGAUGCCGUUGGCUGGGGUCAGCGAGGCGCCGGCAACCCUGAGGUUACCUACCGAUUCGAGGAUAACCUUCACCAAUACCGGGAAUCUGCACCUUUGACACCGACUGUCUUCAAUUGGGGUCCGAAUACCCUGUCUGAGUCCAUCACCCGCCGCGUUCCUCUCAAUGAGGAUUGUACUGACAAGCCCGGCAAGCUCCUCGCCUACGAGGAGAUCUGUGACCCGACACUUUGCGAGAAGAUCACUGUCGUCCUCAAUGGAAGUCUGGAGGACCUUCUCAAGGGCCCCAACGCGUAA